AUGCUCUCCCCAAAGCACCGGAAAGCAUUCAUCACGCCCAGAUGUCCCGUCACCAACAGGGCACUAACUGCGCCGGCUAAGCUGAAGUCACCCAGCUCUUGGCUACGAGUUGCAUUGCCCCGCGACAGAGCGGCCGGGCCGGGCCGGAGGAGGGCCGCACUUCUCCCUCUCCUACCUCUAACGGUGCGCUCUCGGCUCGGAGGUAAACUAGAAAACACGCUUGCCUCUCCGCUCACUCGGGCUUUGUUUACGUGCUUAAAACGCCACCGUGAGGCCGGCGCGUAUAAAGCAGCGAGAGCCGCCGCCUGCCAAGGAGCUCUCGGAUUAGCACUUCGCAAAGCAAAACAAACAGCGGUAGCGGCAGCGCGAAAGUCAUCGAAGAAUCCGCUGCCGGCGGGCGCGGGGCCGGGAAAUUCCGCCGUGGGAGCGCCGGCCGGCCCGCACGCACACGGACACGCGGGUGAGGGAAAGAAGGGCGGAAUCGAAGGCUUGGAAAUGGAAAACACAAAGCGAAGAAAAAAGCCAGGGGUAUUCCCUGCCCGCCUGCCUAUUGGCGGAGAGGAGCGCCCGAUCCCGCAGCCCGGCCGGAGUAAAAAGCGAGCGAAAGCAGAAGUAGAAAUGACGCGGGCGGUGGGAGUCGGGCUGCGGGAGCCCGGAGGAGGGGAGGCAGAAGGAGCUCGGAGCCCACAGAUCGCUCCGCGGGGCGCUCAAAGGGAGGCACGAACGUGA
Molecule: messenger RNA, 729 nt
Organism: Meleagris gallopavo (turkey)
Lineage: Eukaryota; Metazoa; Chordata; Aves; Galliformes; Phasianidae
Source: RefSeq, a predicted model, not a curated record